AUGCCUCGCAACAACAACAGCGACGACGAUGAAGUGUAUCAGCCGCCUACAAACACGUCAGGGCCGGCAGACACGUCUCCGCGGCAAACGCGCGCUAUACGAGAGGCGGCUAUGUUGCGUGCUGGUGUCGUCAAUAACAAUAUGUCAGAGGAGGAUUAUCAAUUCAUGCUCAGCCUUAUGCCCCUUGAUUUCCACUCAGAUCCCACCAAGUUUCCCAAGCUCUUCCAAAUCUCUAGUCAAGAUUAUCAAUCCACAAGCCCCCUCGAAGAUCGCGAGGUGUACGAGAUCAGAGAUUACCUCGUCAAGUACACCGACUUUGAUUUGCGCGUGCCCACCCUCGCCACUCGGAUUCGCAGAGCCAACGCCGACUAUUUGUCCGAUGGUAUCAGUCGUUUGAUGUCGCCCUUUGGGGAACACUAUUAUGCGUUUACGUGUUUGGUGUGCCACAGCUGGUACAGACCAGAUAGCGAAGAGUGCAACCAAUACACUUGUUACGCCCCCUUCCGAGACCAGUUGGCCGAGUGGGCUAAAGAUCAUAUCGCCAUCCGCAUGACGCCGGACCGGGGCUAUGGCGCCUUCAUGAAGCCCGGUCGUGAUGUGGAGCAAGAUGGAAUCAUUGGCAUCUAUUACGGUAUGAUAUGUAAACACGACAGCGAACACGUGCCCAACAGCGCCUACGUUUACGAAAUGGACGACCAUAUCGGCGAGUACCCAUACAACAUUGAUGCGGGAAUGUACGGCAACUGGACCCGGUUUAUCAACCACCACUGCCGCCCCAACGUCGCGUGCAGCCCCGAGACCAUCGGCGGCAUCAGAGUCUUGGUUUUCAAAGCCCUCAGGCCAAUCGAGGAGGGGCAUGAGAUAUACGUCAACUACGGACGAAGCUAUUUCGACAAAUUUAAAAUGCAGUGUCGUUGCAACCUCUAUCCCAUUGCGCACAAAGCCGAGGGCCAUGCGGAUACGGCGACUAACAAGCCACGUACACGUGCUCGCCCCGUCCUUCCGCUGGACCAGAAACGCGAGCUUCCACUGGACAGUGACUCAGAUUCGCCCCUCUCCUCCCCUCCUUCGACACCAGAGAGACCCGUAACGCUAGAUCUCGGGAGGCCAGAUCCCGGGAGGCCAGAUCCCGGGAGGCCAGAUCCCUUCAGGCCGUCACCCUUGAGGCCAGGGGCCACCUCGAGGUCCAAGACACAGACGGACUAG
Molecule: messenger RNA, 1206 nt
Organism: Podospora bellae-mahoneyi
Lineage: Eukaryota; Fungi; Ascomycota; Sordariomycetes; Sordariales; Podosporaceae
Molecular function (GO): double-stranded DNA binding; histone methyltransferase activity; protein binding
Source: RefSeq, a predicted model, not a curated record